CUCCUGGUUGUGUAUUCUGCUGCAGAUUGUUCAGUUCGGGAUGAACGAGAAGGUCGGUCAGGUUUCCUUCGACCUCCCGCGUCAGGGCGAGAUGGUUCUGGAGAAACCGUACAGCGAAGCGACGGCUCGUCUCAUUGACACCGAGGUUCGAACCCUCAUCAGCGAGGCGUACCAGAGAACCCAGCAGCUGCUGAACGUUAAGAAGGCUGAGGUGGAGAAGGUGGCGCUGCGGCUUCUUGAUAAGGAGGUUCUGGAUAAAAGCGACAUGGUGGAGCUGCUGGGUAAACGUCCAUUUGCAGAGAAGUCGACUUACGAAGAGUUUGUGGAGGGAACCGGAGGUGAAGACGAGGACACGACUCUGCCGGAUGGUCUUAAAGACUGGAACCAGGAGAGGACAGAGAAGGAGGAGAGUCAGGACGAACAGGUGGCCCGUCAGAUCUCUGGAGGAAUGCCCUUCUAGAACCGUCUCAUGGAUGUCUGUGUUCCACCACAAACACAGAUCUAACAUUCUCGUGUAUGAAAAUCAUCUGGAAUAUUUCUGAGGUUUAGACCCCUCUCACAUACACAUCAAGAAUGCUUGUUUUCUGUGGAGUUCUGUACCAAACACAAAACUGUCACCCUGUGAAGUUCCUCAGUGUUCUCUUGAAUAUCUGGGUUCUACCCACCUUGUUUCCAUCUUUUUUUCUUUCUGCACCAAAGAUCAAACCGUCACCAGAUGAAAUCAACACAUUGUUCUGUUGAACGUUUGGGUUCUACCACCAACAGAAACUGUGACUCAUUCUCCAGUCACUUCAUCAAUCUGGUGUAGAACCCACUCACUCAAUUCAAUAAUUCUUGUCCCAACACAUCUGGAACCACAGAGUUUACACACAGUAAACGUUUUAUUAUUUUCUACGUUGACCCCAAGAGCAGAACAUUCAGAUUCAUACGUUAUUGUCUUUGAGAACUGAUAUAUUAUACCUAACAAUGGUUCUCUAUAUUGAGGUCAUGUUCCAACACCAAAUUUGAUAUCACACAAAUGUUCCUAAGCAGGGUUCUACAAGGUUGUAAUUUACAAUUUCACCAAUUAUGUCACUACACUUGACACACUGAACCUCUAGAACCUCUGUUAUUAAGUUCUAAAACACAGUGUCGUUCUCGUGAGAAUUGCUCUUUGCAUAAAAGCCUCAAACGCUCUGUGAACGCUUGUUCCAUGUCACAGGUUCUAGCAUCAUCAGAACCACUCUUUCCCCUGACAUUACAACGUUUGCUCCAACGUGUGGUUCUAGAUAAGUCACAGAAUAUUCAUACAUUGAGAUAAUGUUCUUGAGUCUUUUAGAGCCCUCUCAUGCAAAAUGUACAUGGUCCUAAUGUUCUACCGGAUGAAACGCAUCUUGCAAAUCAGAACCAACACAAGAAACUUUUUCAAACUAACUGAUGACGACAAGCAGGGUCGUCCACCAUUCACAUCCUGCACAAACGUCUAGGAUGUCAAGUACAACGUGAAAAUGUUUCCAUACAAAGAACUGUUCUACAUCAAAAUACUGGAGAACUCUGUUCAGAACCAGAGGUAGAACAGUCGCAGGUUCUCGACCAGGAUUUUACAACAGCUGGUUCCUUUUCUUUGGUCUACGCGGGUUGCCAAACCGUUCUUCGUUGCGCUCUAAAGAGGGAACACUGCUCUUGACUCUGGAGACAUGAACUAAUUUAAACUUGUGAAAGAAUAUAAAUGACUUUUAUCACUUACAUAUCAAUGAUUAUUGAUCCUGGUAAUCAGAGCUAAGGGUUUGAAGGUUCAGGAAGACGUGGACAACAUCUGUCUUCAUCUUCAUGACACUGAUCCUGCAGAGCUGAUGGCAUAAUCAUUAGUUGAUCAGUUAUUGCUUUACACUGUGUGCAGCUGAGUGUAAUAUGAUGUGAAAUAAUCAUAAAUAAUGUAAAUGUGUGUUAUAUGUUUAAAUAAAGCCAGAAAAGCAACCAGGUAGCAAUUCUAAUAAUCAAUAGUAUCAAUAAUGUGGCA
Messenger RNA from Paralichthys olivaceus (Japanese flounder), 1999 nucleotides. The record is from RefSeq and is a predicted model, not a curated record. NCBI's taxonomy places the organism in Eukaryota, Metazoa, Chordata, Actinopteri, Pleuronectiformes, Paralichthyidae.